AUGGAGUGGCUGAACAGCAUUCACGUCCCGGUACAUGUUGUGUCUGUAGUUGGGACCUUUCAUACAGGCAAGUCGUUCUUGUUGAACAUGGUAGCCCAUGGACGAGGAAACGGGUUUGCCUUGGGAACCUCAGUAGAGCCGACAACGGAAGGUGUGUGGGCAUGGGGAGAGCUCUUGGAGUGGGAAGAGCUGAAGCAUCCUGUCCUCCUCCUGGACGUGGAAGGGUUCGGAGCUCCAGGAAACACAAAGAACUACGAUUCCAAACUUUUCUCCAUCCUCUACAUCCUCAGCUCGAACCUUAUGUACAACUCGGUGAAGAUCAUCGAUCAGAGGGAGAUCGAGCAGCUCGAGCUUUUGGUUCGUCAGGCCAACGUGUUU
Guillardia theta CCMP2712 is the source of this 378-nucleotide messenger RNA. RefSeq lists its product as hypothetical. The annotation marks the transcript as partial. The transcript has a single exon. The record is from RefSeq and is a predicted model, not a curated record. Gene Ontology annotation, molecular function: GTP binding; GTPase activity. NCBI's taxonomy places the organism in Eukaryota, Cryptophyceae, Pyrenomonadales, Geminigeraceae.